Amyelois transitella is the source of this 3874-nucleotide messenger RNA. It is a transcript of the gene alphaCOP, whose product is annotated as coatomer subunit alpha. The record is from RefSeq and is a predicted model, not a curated record. Gene Ontology annotation, biological process: endoplasmic reticulum to Golgi vesicle-mediated transport; retrograde vesicle-mediated transport, Golgi to endoplasmic reticulum; intra-Golgi vesicle-mediated transport. NCBI's taxonomy places the organism in Eukaryota, Metazoa, Arthropoda, Insecta, Lepidoptera, Pyralidae. The coding region runs from base 104 to 3793 and encodes 1229 amino acids. The transcript is spliced from 22 exons. Gene Ontology annotation, molecular function: protein binding; structural molecule activity. Gene Ontology annotation, cellular component: COPI vesicle coat.
CAGCCGGUGCGAUUUGUCAAUUUGACAUUAGAAUUGAUUGCUUUCAUUUUAUGGCCUGUUUUAAUAUAUUUUCGGCAUUUAAUUCCAAGAAAUAUUGGUGAAAAUGUUAACUAAGUUCGAGACAAAGUCGGCGAGGGUAAAGGGCAUAUCGUUUCACGCCAAAAGGCCAUGGGUCCUAGCAAGUUUGCACAACGGAGUGAUACAACUAUGGGACUACCGUAUGUGUACAUUGCUGGAGAAGUUUGAUGAACAUGACGGCCCCGUACGUGGCAUUUGCUUCCACAUCCAGCAACCCUUAUUUGUGUCUGGAGGCGAUGACUAUAAAAUCAAGGUUUGGAACUACAAACAGAGGCGUUGCCUGUUCACCCUGCUCGGCCAUUUAGAUUACAUCAGAACUACAUUCUUCCAUCACGAGUAUCCAUGGAUUUUGAGUGCUUCAGAUGAUCAGACAAUAAGAAUAUGGAACUGGCAAUCCCGUCAAUGCAUCAGCGUGCUCACAGGCCACAACCACUACGUCAUGUGCGCUCAGUUCCACCCUUCAGAAGAUCUGCUGGUCUCCGCAUCAUUGGACCAAUCCGUGCGAGUGUGGGACUUCUCCGGCUUGAGAAAGAAGAGUGUGGCGCCUGGGCCGAGCGGUUUGGCUGAACAUUUGAGGAAUCCGCAGGCUACAGAUUUGUUUGGACAGGCUGAUGCAGUGGUCAAACACGUAUUGGAAGGUCACGACCGAGGGGUCAACUGGGCUGCCUUCCAUCCCUCAUUGCCGCUUAUAGUGUCUGCCGCAGACGACAGACAGGUCAAGAUGUGGAGGAUGAAUGAUGCCAAGGCAUGGGAAGUAGACGCGUGCCGAGGCCAUUACAACAACGUAUCGUGCGUUCUGUUCCACGCGCGUCACGAGUUGAUCUUGUCCAACAGCGAGGACAAGUCCAUCCGUGUCUGGGAUAUGACCAAGAGGACAUGUCUCCACACGUUCCGCCGGGAGACUGAGAGAUAUUGGGUUCUAACGGCCCACCCUACAUUGAACCUGUUCGCGGCCGGUCACGACGCCGGCAUGAUUCUGUUCAAACUACAGCGCGAGAGGCCGGCUUAUGCUGUACAUAAUAAUUUGCUGUUCUACAUCAAAGACAGACAAUUACGCAAGUUGGAUAUGCAAACCAAUCGCGACUCCCCGGUGAUGCAGAUCAAAGGGGCAGGCUCCAGGCAUCAGCCGUACAGCAUGUCGCUGAACCACGCGGAGUUCUGCGUGCUGGUGAGCUGGCGCGCGGGCGAGAGCUGGUCGUACGAGCUGUACGCGGCGCCGCGCGAGGGGGAGCCCGCGCCGGAGCCCGCGCGCGCGCCCGCCGCCAGCGCCGUGUGGGUGGCGCGCAACCGGUUCGCCGCGCUCGAGAAGAACAACCAGUUGGUGAUCAAAAACCUAAAGAACGAAGUGUCGAAGAAGAUUUCCACUCCAUCAUGCGAGGAGAUCAUGUACGCGGGCACCGGCAUGCUGCUGCUGAGGGAGCCGGAGUGUGUGCAGUUGUUAGAUGUCCAGCAGAAGAGGACUAUUGCCAGCGUGAAAGUUUCAAAAUGCCGUUAUGCCGUGUGGAACUCCGACAUGACAUUGGUGGCUUUACUCGGCAAGCAUACUGUCACCAUCUGUACCAAGAAGCUGGAACAGCUGUGCAGCAUCACCGAAGGAGCAAGGGUCAAAUCUGGAGCCUUCGAUGAUUCUUCACCACAACCGGUCUUCAUUUACACCACGGCCAACCACAUCAAGUAUUGCUGUAGAGAUGGCGACUACGGCAUCAUAAGAACUCUGGACGUUCCGGUGUACGCGGUGAAAGUUAUCGCCAACGAGACUUCAGCCCGCGUCGUCUGUCUCGAUCGGGAAUGUCGGCCUAAAGUGCUUAACAUUGAUCCCACUGAGUACAGGUUCAAACUGGCGUUGGUGACGCGACAAUACGACCAAGUGCUGCAUAUGGUGAGGAACGCCAAGCUGGUGGGACAGAGCAUCAUAGCUUAUUUGCAGGAGAAAGGUUACCCAGAAGUGGCGCUCCACUUCGUGAAGGACCCGCGCACCCGGCUGUCCCUGGCGCUGCAGUGCGGCAACAUCGAGGUGGCCCUGGAGGCCGCCAAGAGUCUGGACGAACCCAACGCCUGGGACAAACUGGCCCAGGCCGCGUUGACCACUGGGAACCACCAGAUCGUAGAAAUGUGCUACCAACGUACGAAGAACUUCGACAAACUGUCGUUCUUGUAUCUCAUCACGGGCAAUCUGGAGAAACUGAGGAAGAUGAUGAAGAUCGCCGAGAUAAGGAAGGACGUGUCCGCUCAGUUCCAAGGCGCCCUGUUGCUGGGAGACGUGCGGGAGAGAAUUCGGCUGCUGAAGAAUGCUGGACAGCUAUCCCUCGCCUACCUAACAGCGAUAAACCACAAGCAAGACGAAGAGGCUGAACAGUUGAAAUCGGCUUUAGAAGCGGCGGGGCUCGCCAUACCCGCCGCCAGCGGCGCCACUGAGGUGCUGCGGCCGCCGCUGCCGGUGCAGAGGGCUCAGACCAACUGGCCUUUGUUGGCAGUCUCCAAGAGUUUCUUCGAAGUAGCGGGUAAUGCUCGUGCGGCUGCUGAGACCGUGGGUGCCGUGGGCGCGGUGAUGGGGGAGGAGCCGCUGGAGGCCGCCGGGGCUUGGGGGGACGACGAGGACCCCUUGGCUGAGGACAGGGAUGAGGGUUCCGCAGGUGCGGUGGACCCUGAAGACGCGUGUGAAGAUGGCGGCUGGGAUGUUGGAGACGAUGACCUUGACUUGCCCGAGGAACUGGCUCCCGUAUCUGCGAACAUAGACGGCGACGAAGCGGAGUCGCAGUACUUCGUGGCGCCGACGCGCGGCGCCGCCGUCGCCGUGUCCGCCAAGCUGCGCACGGCGCACGACCACGUGGCCACGGGACAGUUCGAGAUCGCCUUCAGACUGCUAAACGAGCAAGUGGGCAUAGUGAACUUCGAGCCGUACCUGGACACGUUCCUGGCGAUGUACGCGGCAGGCAGGGCCACCUUCGGAGCCCUGCCGUCGCUGCCGCCUCUCUGGGCACAGCUACACAGGAAUUGGAAGGAGGCCAGCGGCAAGGAUUUGUUGCCUGUUGUCACCGCAAAACUUAACGAUCUGGUGACCCAACUGCAACAGUGUUACCAGCUCACGACCGCCGGGAAAUUCACGGAAGCCAUCGAGAAAUUACAGCGCAUAGUUCAAAUUGUACCACUUUUGAACGUGGACUCUAAGACUGAGCUGACAGAGGCGCAGCAACUGCUGAAUAUCUGUAGGGAGUAUCUGUUGGGAUUGCAGAUGGAAACUGCUAGGAAAGCAAUGCCCAAAAACACGCUAGAGGAACAGAAACGCACGUGUGAAAUGGCUGCGUACUUCACCCACUGCAAGCUGCAGCCGGUGCAUCAGAUACUCACUUUGAGAACGGCCCUGAACAUGUUCUACAAGCUGAAGAACUUCAGAACGGCCGCUUCGUUCGCCAGGAGGUUGUUGGAACUAGGACCAAGACCUGAGGUGGCUCAGCAGGCUAGGAAGAUUUUACAGGCUUGCGAAAAAACACCCACAGACGAGCACCAACUGCUAUACGACGAACACAACCCAUUCAACAUCUGCGGGAUCAGCUACAAACCGAUCUACCGCGGGAAACCCGAGGAGAAGUGUUCCCUGUGUAGCGCCAGCUUUAUGCCCGAACAUAAAGGGAAGUUGUGUACCGUAUGCGGUGUUGCCGAGAUCGGAAAAGAUGUAUUAGGGCUUAGAAUUUGUGCUCUUCAGUUCCAGAGAUAGUAUGAGGACAAAUAUAAGGUCAUGCUGGCGUACAUUAUCGAUUAUUGUAAGGUUAUAGAAUAAAGUUUAUGUAUUAACGUU